Messenger RNA from Theobroma cacao (cacao), 2186 nucleotides. RefSeq names its product 1-aminocyclopropane-1-carboxylic acid (acc) synthase 6 (gene ACS6). The record is from RefSeq and is a predicted model, not a curated record. Lineage: Eukaryota; Viridiplantae; Streptophyta; Magnoliopsida; Malvales; Malvaceae. Gene Ontology annotation, biological process: biosynthetic process; amino acid metabolic process. Gene Ontology annotation, molecular function: transaminase activity; pyridoxal phosphate binding.
CAAAUUCCAGAAUCUUGUCAAAGGUGGCCUCUUCCUCCUUCAUGACACUUUCUCAUACGACCCUGGCCCUAGCCAUCGUCAACAGGUGUCAUCAACACUAUAAAAAAAAUAGGCACGUAUCAGUACCGAGCAGGCAAACAACUCGCAAUUGCUUAAACCCACAAAAGCUCCAGCAAGCAAUUCCUUCCAACGCUCUCACACCAAACGAAUCUAUUCUUUCUCUGCAGCUUCUCGUUUGCUAGUUCUCAAAAGCUUUUUUAUUCUUUGUACUAGAAAGACUAAUUCUUUUCAAGCCGGAAAAAAUGGUUGCCAUGUCUAAGAUAGCAACUGGCAAUGGUCAUGGUGAAAACUCCCCUUACUUUGAUGGCUGGAAGGCAUACGAGACAAAUCCUUUUCAUCCUACAGAGAGACCUAAUGGAGUCAUUCAGAUGGGUCUUGCUGAGAAUCAGCUUUGUUUUGACUUCUUCCAAAAGUGGCUCAUGAAACACCCAGAAGCCUCCCUCUGCAGUCCAGAAGGUGUAAGAAAAUUCAAGGAGACUGCACUUUUCCAGGAUUAUCAUGGGAUGCCUGAGUUUAGAAAAGCUGUUGCAAAAUUCAUGGGGAAAGUGAGGGGAGACAGAGUAAAAUUUGAUCCAGACCGCAUUGUUAUGAGCGGUGGAGCAACCGGAGCUCAUGAGAUGGUUACCUUCUGUUUGGCAGAUCCUGGUGAAGCAUUCCUGGUUCCUACUCCUUAUUAUCCAGGAUUUGAUCGCGACUUGAGGUGGAGAACGCGUGUCGAGCUUGUUCCAGUCGAUUGUGAGAGUUCCAAUAAUUUCAAGAUCACUAGAACUGCAUUGGAAGCUGCAUAUGAACAAGCGCAAGCAGCUAACCUCAGAGUCAAGGGUUUGCUCAUAACCAACCCAUCAAACCCAUUGGGUACUAUCUUGGAUAGAGAGACGUUGAAGAGUAUUGUAAGCUUCAUAAAUGAAAAGAACAUUCACCUGAUCGGCGAUGAGAUUUAUUCUGCCACAGUUUUCAUGGAGCCUGAGUUCGUUAGCAUUUCUGAGAUUAUAGAGGAAGACAUCGAAUGCAAUCGUGAUCUCAUCCACAUUGUUUACAGUCUUUCGAAGGACAUGGGUUUGCCUGGCUUCAGGGUUGGCAUUGUGUACUCAUACAAUGAUGCUGUGGUGAGCUGUGCCCGCAAAAUGUCCAGCUUUGGACUGGUGUCCUCACAAACUCAGCAUUUGAUUGCAUCAAUGCUAUCAGAUGAUGAUUUUGUUGAGAGUUUCAUUGUGGAAAGCAAAGAGCGGUUAUUCAAAAGGCACAAGUAUUUCACUUGGAGCCUUUCCCAAGUUGGCAUUGGUUCUUUGCAGAGCAAUGCUGGCCUGUUUAUAUGGAUGGAUCUGCGUAAACUCCUGAAAGAGAAGACAUUUAAAGCCGAAAUGGAUUUGUGGCAGGUAAUAAUCAAAGAAGUUAAGCUCAAUGUUUCCCCCGGUUCUUCUUUCCAUUGCCAGGAGCCAGGUUGGUUCAGGGUUUGUUUUGCUAACAUGGAUGACAACACCGUGGAAGUUGCUUUGAUGAGAAUCAGAACUUUUAUGCUUAAGAACAAUGAGGCCAUGGUUCCUCGUAGCAAACUAUGCAGGCGAAGCAGCCUUAAACUCAGCUUGUCUCGAAGAAAGGAUGAUUUCAUCACGUCACCAGGCAUCAUGUCUCCUCACUCUCCCUUACCGACCUCGCCUCUGGUCCGAGCAAGGACUUAAGCUGAACGACGGCUUUUCGCCACUAUAUAUAUUACUAGGAAAGGAUUGAAUCUUUCUUUCCUCCUUCCGUGCUAGAAACUUUAUCUUAGUUGUGUUUUACGUUGAUCUGUAAAUUAGAGGAUCGGCGGCUGCAUUGUUUCCCAUGGAGAUGACCCCGUGCGCAUAUACGAUCCAUUUGGCGGAAACUCUCUAUCACAUGGGACUCCUUGGUUUCGUGAUCGCUAUCCUUUUUCUUCAACAAUUGUAAACUUUUUGUCUUUCCUCAUGCAAAAGUGCAAGUGAGGGAAGUUUAUUCAAUAUGCUUGUGAGCAAUGCUUGUGCGCACACGUAUACUAUUGUUGGUUGUUUUCUUUUGUUUGUUAGAUCACUGCAACAAAAAAUGUCUAGUUCUGAUUUGUAAUGGUGAACCUAAUUAUCAAUGUGUAAAAUAAAGGUUUAUUUUUAAAA